Molecule: messenger RNA, 2881 nt
Organism: Zerene cesonia (dogface butterfly)
Lineage: Eukaryota; Metazoa; Arthropoda; Insecta; Lepidoptera; Pieridae
Gene: Orc1
Product: origin recognition complex subunit 1
Exons: 9
Coding region: 142-2493 (783 amino acids)
Biological process (GO): DNA replication initiation; mitotic DNA replication checkpoint signaling
Cellular component (GO): nuclear origin of replication recognition complex
Molecular function (GO): chromatin binding; ATP binding; DNA replication origin binding
Source: RefSeq, a predicted model, not a curated record
UGGACAAACUACAAUUUCAACUUCAAAAGUUCAAAUACACUGCAAAACAAAAGCUUUACUCGCUUGCUUGCUGUCAAAAGAAAUUAAAUUAAAUGAAAUCCGUUAAAUUGACUAGCCUAACGGAAUAUUUCAAGUAGAAAAAUGCCUCGUCGACGAGAAAAAGCGAAAUCAGUAACAUGGUUAAGUGAAGAAAUAUCGAAUAAAUCAAAUGUUUCUAACACUUUUCACUACUAUGGAAAGUUUCAGUUUAAAGACAUAAUCGCUGAAGUCGGUGAUUUUGUGCUAGUAUCAAAUGCCGACUCGGCAGAACCUGACACUGAAGAAGGAUGUGACGCAGCCAAAAUACUAGCUUUAUACGAAGAUAUUUAUAACAAGCACAAUCCAUUCAGAGCUAAAGUGCAAUGGUAUUCCAAACCCAACGAUCUGCCUAAGGGAUGCUUGAAUAAUAAGGAGAUAAUAAACUUUCUGGAAAAAGAGGUAAUAGAAGACCACCGUUCCUUUGACACUGAUGUUUCUAUAGAAACAAUUUUUAAAAAAUGUAAUAUAACUUUUACUUUCACUAAAGAUACGGAUUCAUCAUUUAAAAAAAGUCUAUAUCAUUACAUAUGUCGGUACAGACUAAUAGCUAUCACAAAAAGGAAAGUAUACUUGGAACCUGUGGUUGAAGAAGAAAGAAAAGCUUUAGAAUUAUUAGUAACACCAAGAAAAUCUGCAGUUACUCCUAAAAGUGCAACACCUAAAACACCUAGCAGUUUAAUAAAAAGAAUGGGCCGUGUGUCACUUUCAGAAAGGAACUGGAGUGUUAGCAAGAAUGAUGGUACAAAAUUGUUACUGAAAAGGGCAAUAUUGGCUGAUAAAAAUGAUAAGGAAGUGCCUCGAACUCCAGAAACUCCUGUGAUAGAAACAUCAAAAAGUACAAAAAAACUUGAUAAGAAGAAUAUAGAAGAUAUUUUGUCUAUGGAACUUCGAGAGAACUCAGAUGAAGAGCUUCCAACAUUAAUAAUAAGACAACAUGUGCCAACUACACCGAAAAGAAAGACCCCUCUAAGAAAAGCUAAUAAUGAGACACCCAAAAAGGUUUUAGUAUUCGAAGAAGAGGAAAAAGAGGUAUAUUCAACUAGAUCUGGAAGAAAAACAAGGAAUCCACUGACAUAUCGUGAGUUAGAAGUCUCUCCUGUGAAGAGAACUCCAACAAGAAAUUAUAGAAUAUCAGAAACAAGUGAUGAUUUUCAAAUGACCCCUAGAACUCCUAGGACACCAAGAGCACCCAGCACACCUAAAACUCCUAAGACUCCUAGAACAAGAACUUCAAUAGCUAAAACACCUAGAAGUGUCAAACGAGUACUAACCAGUGAGUUGACACCCACCCUUCAUUCAAGAACACAUUCAGUGGAUAAUAUUAAUGAUUUCACCAAAGAAAACCGCUCCUUACCAGGGAGAGAAAACCAAUUAGAUGAAAUAUUGUCUUUUGUAAGGUCCAAAUUGCUUGAUCAUAUGAGUGGAUGCAUGUACAUAUCAGGUGUCCCAGGUACUGGCAAAACAGCAACAGUGAAUUCUGCAUUAAAAAUUUUGAAAGAAGAAUCAGAUUUACCAGAUUUUCAACUGGUAGAAGUAAAUGGAAUGAGGAUAGCAGAGCCCAGGCAGGCUUAUGUACAAAUUUACAAACAACUUACUGGUAAAUCAGUUGUUUGGGAGCAGGCAUGCUCAUUGUUAGAGAAGAGAUUCACAAACCCAGGACCGCGGAGAACACCUACAGUCCUGGUUGUGGAUGAGCUAGACGCCCUCUGCAACCGUCGACAAGACGUACUCUACAGCAUCAUGGAGUGGGCAGCACACAACACCGCGCUACUAACAGUUCUUGCUGUGGCCAAUACUAUGGACCUGCCUGAACGAGCACUAGCUGCAAGAGUUGCAUCCCGUUUGGGCCUCACCAGGCUGACCUUCCCACCAUACACACAUACACAGUUGCAGUGCAUUGUGGCUACUAAAUUGGCUGGUGCUAAUGUGACGCCUGAUGCUGUGCAGUUAAUUGCUAGAAAAGUAGCUGCAGUAUCAGGUGAUGCGCGUCGCGCGUUAGCCCUCUGCACCAGAGCGUUAGAACUAGCUGGUGACAAGGAGGCAGGGUUGAAGGAAGUUCAGCUGGCCCUGGGGGAAGCUGCUUCCAGUGCUGCUGUGAGAGCCAUCAGGAACUGUUCCGCAAGUGAAAGGCUCAUGUUGAGAGCAGUAGCUGCUGAGGUGGAAAGAACAGGUUCAGACGAGACCACAUUAUCCAGAGCAUUAGCCACAGCAGCAGCUAUAGUGGCUCUCGACGGUCGACCAUACAGAAGUGCACCGAACAUUCGAGCCCCAACACCCUCACAGGCUCACACGAUAUGUGCCAGACUAGCUGCUAUCAAACUAUUGCUCUUGGAACCAAAACCAUCAGAACCAAGGUUGCUGUUAAAUGUUAGUGCAGAUGAUGUACAUUAUGCAACAAAACAAAUAACAGUCUAGAAAGUUCUGACAGAACAUUUGCGCACCAUCACCCUGAUAAGCUCAUACUGUUAUUUUAUUCUUUUUUUAAUAGACAAACUUAAACUUUUAAUUUAAAUGCGGACAAGAUAUCAGUUUGUGACUUAAAAAUAGUACAAAAUAAAAUGGUGAACUGAUGCUCAGCAUCAGCUACUGACAAGUUUUUAAUAUAAGUUUUUAUAAAACGCCUGAAUGAUUGCCUGUGAUUGUUGAUUGUUAAUAGUAAAUAAGUUAAAAUUAAAAAAUGUAGGAAAUUUCAAAUUUUAUUAUCUGACAUUAUUUGUUUACUCAAAGACUAGAACAUUGUCACAUUACAUAACUAUCAUAACAUUACAUUAAUUAUUUAAAUUCCAAAUGUAUUUUUAUGGUU